Strongylus vulgaris is the source of this 506-nucleotide messenger RNA. NCBI's taxonomy places the organism in Eukaryota, Metazoa, Nematoda, Chromadorea, Rhabditida, Strongylidae. The record is from the annotation of a GenBank genome assembly.
AUGCUUAUUGUGAACGACGAACCGGAGCGUGUCGAUGCUAUCCCGGCUUCGAAGGCGCACCACCUUUGGAUCCCUGUCAUGAUGUGGAUGAAUGCGCUGCUGGACUUCACAAAUGUGACGUUAGCGCUAGAUGCCAUAACUACGUUGGAGGUUACGCAUGCUUCUGCCCCAUGGGUUAUAGAAAGGAUGAUGGUGGCAAAUGUGUUGGUGAGUUAUAUCAACGAGUGUACUGAAUCAAAUGGAGCCUGCUGUAGCGUGAAUGCUACCUGUAUCAACAAAGAGGGAUCUUAUGGAUGCGUAUGCAACGAAGGUACUAUUUUCAUUAGGAUAACCAUCUUCUUAAAGAGAUGUAAGGUUUUACUAAGACUGAUUGGAGUUAUAGAGAUAAUCUGGGACAUUGAUGAUCCAAGCCACGCGAAAUUUACACAACUGUACAAUAACAGAACUUUAGAAAUUUGCAGGAAUUAUAUUUUCAUUUAUUUAUUCAAUGUCAUACUCAAUUAACG